Molecule: messenger RNA, 3147 nt
Organism: Tinamus guttatus (white-throated tinamou)
Lineage: Eukaryota; Metazoa; Chordata; Aves; Tinamiformes; Tinamidae
Source: RefSeq, a predicted model, not a curated record
UUAUUAUACAAGAGGAAGAAACCAAAAAGGAGUAUGAAGUAGUUGGACGUUUUCCGAUCAUGGGCCCUUGGUGGACAGUUCAUGUUAAAGUUAAAAAAAUAGGCGCCAAGUAUUUUGUGCAAGGAUUUCCAUCAUAUUUUCUGCGGACUAAUAUAGAGGAAAACAACCACCAUGUCUUUUCGCUAUUCCUGAACGAAUGUGGUGUUCCUGAUGUUUUUAAACAAGAGUUUUUUACUUGGCUUCCUGAGCAGCCUUUGCUGAGUUUUACAAAACUUGAAGAGAAACUGAAACAGUUCCAAGCAUCGUAUUUAGCAAAGAAGCAAGGAGAUACCAAGAAUUUUGAUGUCUUUCAGUAUGUUUUGAAAUCUUUUGCAGGAAAAGCCGUACUGGUAGCUAUGAAUUUUCCAAAGAUCAUGGAGUAUUUGCCAGUUCUUCUGCCGCGCCAUUUUUGCUGCGUUUUGGAGAAGGUGUGUUGGCAAAAAGAGAAUGAAAAUAACGGUGAUGCACAUGUUGUGAGAGAACAUUUCCAAGAUGGCAUUCUCACAACAUUGGAUGAUAUAUUAAACAAUGAGCCCUGGAAACUUGGAUUCAGCAAGAUUACCUAUAGGGAACUGAACCUUCCUUAUUGUGAAGCAACCUGGGCAGCCUUCCAUCAGUGCAAACAUCUCCUCUCGAGGAUUCCUGAUCUGCAGAAGAAUGCAUUGAUUCUGUAUGAUCGACUCAAGAAACAAUGUACAGAAAUGGGACAUACUUACGAAGAUCAAGAUGAAUUAACUCAUUUUGUGUCUAGAGAUAUGUCUAUUGAGCAUGCUUGGCAAUCUCUUGAAUUUUUGAAAGACCAACAUAUAGUGAUUAGGGAGAAAAAAAUGGUGUUUCUGCCUCAUCUUUACAACUCGGAAAAGAACAUUGCCAUGUUUAUUGGUGACCUUUUGUCAAACCACGCAUGGCAACUAGGUGUUGAUGUGAGACAAAUACUUAACAUUUCUGAGAUAUCAAGAGAAAUAGUAGAUAUGAAAAUGAAUGUUACCCAGGCUCAUGAAGUGGAGUGCAUGAAAGAAAAUAAUCCAGAAAGUCACAAUUGUGAAAAUAGCUUCCUUAAAAAGGAAUUGGAGUCUACAUCUGGUACCCAAAGUAAAGCAGAGGUAGACUUGGAUCAGGUGACUGCUCUGGAAAAGAUUUGUGCUAAUCCUGUCACAAUCAUAAGUGGAAAAGGAGGCUGUGGGAAGAGUACAAUCGUUAGCUGCCUUUUUCGUCACUUAAAGCAGAUGGAAAAAGAGAUGGAAGAAGUGGAAGCUGCUUCUAAGGAUUUUGAGGGAGACCUGGAUGCAUCGGAGGAGUGGAAUACUUUUAAUCAUCUUUGGGAAUCAGAAAAUACUUGCACAAAAAAUCUUUUGAAUGUAUUAUUUACUGCACCUACGGGGAGAGCAGCAAGCCUUUUGAGUGAGAAAACUAGAUUUCCUGCAUAUACCCUGCAUCAGAUCAUCUAUAGUUUUAAAUCAUGGAAGUCAUCACAGAGUCAAGAAGAACUGCCAUGGAAGUUUUCCACCGUGACAGUUCUGGUUGUGGAUGAAGGAAGCUUGGUGUCUGUACAGAUUCUUAGCUUAGUCCUAAAGCUCUUAUGUGAACAUGCUCAACUUGCCAAACUUAUUAUUCUUGGUGAUACUAGACAGCUCCCAAGCAUAGAUCCUGGUAACAUGCUGGCUGAUAUCUUCGAGGGCCUGAAAUCCAGAGGGCUCUCUGUGGAACUGCGAACUAAUCACAGAGCUGAAUCACAAUUAAUUGUAGACAACGCAACAAGAAUCUCUCAACGGAAACUUCCUGAAUUUGAUGAGGUGCUUAAAGUUUCUGGUUGGAAGGGAGAACUGACCAUGCCAAGCCCAGAGAAGAAAUUCAUUUUUAUUGCUUUGCCUUCUGGUGGGGGCUGUGACAAUUUGCAGAAUGCCAUCAAGACUUUACUUGCAAAAGGACCAGGAUUGCAGGAUGCCAAACAAUCACAGUUCAUUGCUUUUAGAAGGCAAGAUUGUGAUCUAAUAAAUGAAAUGUGUUGCCAGCAUUAUUCAAACCAUUUAACUAGAGACCAUAAAAGACAACUUCUGUUUCGAACCGGUGACAAGAUUUGCUGCAUGCGAAAUACUUACCUGAAGGAUCUCUUGCCGGGACCUGGUUUGAGCAAGGAUCCCAAUCACCAUAAAUGCAAAAAUGGAAUCCCCCCGCUUGCCGAGGAUGGCAAACGACUGUGCAAUGGAGAUAUAUUUUUCAUAACAGAUGAUGUAGAAGUUAAUAAACAACGAUUAUUGACCAUCAGCAGCACAUACGGCUCCACGCACACUGUAGUGUAUAAGGCACUGAAGAAGCUGUGUCAUGUAAAACAUGCAUGGGCCAGAACUAUUCACACAUUUCAGGGUUCUGAGGAAAAAACCGUUGUCUAUGUAGUUGGGAACCCAGGCCGUCAGCACUGGCAGCACGUGUACACAGCUGUGACCAGAGGACGCUGCCGAGUCUACGUGAUAGCUGAGGAGAUGCACCUCAGGAAAGCAGUCACUAACAAGAACAGGCCCAGAAAAACUCGGUUACAGAAAUUUUUGAGAGAGACAAUUGCAGAAAUAAACAACCGCCCAAAACAAACUCCUCCCCUGGAGGAGAGCUGGCAACCUGAGACUCAGUCUGUAUCCGCAACUCAAGGUGCUCCUUACCCCUCUGAACCGGUAACUAACUCGGUUAAACAAGAAGGGUCUGCAGCCCUUAAUGAAGAGCAGGCCAGUAAUGCACUGCAGCUAAGUCCAGGUAAAAGACAAAGAAGUCCUGUGAUGAAUUCAGAGGAUCCAAAUCAACAAGACACCCCACUCGGGUCUUCCAGACUCAGGAAUCUAAGUUUGGAACAUGUAACUCCUAAGAAGCUUUUCAAAAACUAACAAUCAAUCAGUUGUCCUCUUAAUGAAGACACUUGUUUUUGACAGCUUUAUUUUAAAGAUUUCUGGGACAGAGAAACCAGAUAUGCAGAGAUUUUAACAGCUUUCCUAUAUUUCCAUUUUCUUUGAAGGAGAGCUUGUUUUAAAGGGAGCCUUUUAUAUUUUCAAUGAUCUGCUUUUAGUAGAAGAUUCAUUGGUGCGUUAGUCAUCAAAAAUCAAGUCAUUUUUUUAUUUUGGA